This is a messenger RNA of Achroia grisella, 1486 nucleotides long. Its product is annotated as golgin-45. The record is from RefSeq and is a predicted model, not a curated record. Bases 230 to 1486 code for a protein of 418 amino acids. Gene Ontology annotation, biological process: Golgi organization; Golgi to plasma membrane protein transport. Lineage: Eukaryota; Metazoa; Arthropoda; Insecta; Lepidoptera; Pyralidae. The transcript has 6 exons. Gene Ontology annotation, cellular component: Golgi membrane.
UUGCCUUUCCUUUAUGGAUGGAUAAAUAAAACAAAAAAAACUAUAAAUAUUGUGUACAUAAUAUUAGCGUAAUUUUAUCCAUUAUUAUUACUAGAUUCCAAUUAAUUUAUUUAUAUUCUAUCUCCUUUCUAAUAAUAAUUUAAUACCAAUGAAUUAAAAUUGUGUUGUAAAAUAAAUUUCACUUUUGUAUUGGUUACAGAUUUCUGUUUCAAUAUUAAAAAUUAACAACAUGUCAUCUAAUUUAUAUCCAAAAAUAAUGAGCAAAACCAGGACUGCUGGAGAUGGAAUGGAAUCAGAUGAUGGUGCAACCGAACCAGGUCGGAAAAAUCAAACCAUUGCUAAUAAAGCGUCCACAAGCAAGUAUAAUGAACCUCUUAUUCGCCUUAUUGAAGUGUUUCCUACUAAUGUAAUAAGAAAUGAAAAGAAAAAAUCCCACAUACACUCUAAGAAUCCAAAAUUUGUACCAUAUGAGCCUUAUACUGCAGCUAUUAAACCAAUCAAACCUCAGUCAUUAAAAAAAGAUUUUAAAAAAUCUAAGAAUAAUAUGGACCUCAAUACAUUAAUUACUCAGAUGUCACAAAUGAAUACAGACUUGAAUGAAUAUAAACCACGGCCAAAACUUCUCUCAAGUAGUGACAAAAGUGUAUUAUCAAAGACAGACAACCAUUCCUUAGAGAAUGAUGAAAAGCAGAAGAAAAUAGAUCAACUACUACUAGAAAAUGAAUCCUUGAAUGAUCAGUUAAAGCAACAAGUGCAAGUCAAUAAAGAAUUGAAAACUAUGUUAGUGGCAUCAAUGGGGGAAGACCUGGAGACUCAAGUGCAAUCACUUAAUGAAGACAAAAAGCAUUUAGCAAAUGCUCUGCUGAAUUCUGCACAACAUCUUUCCACCCAUCAGGAACAAACAGAAUGGCUGGCAGGGCAGUGUGAAGUAUGGAGAAGCAAAUUUUUAGCCAGCAGUCUGAUGGUGGAAGAACUGGCACAAUGCAAGAAAUUGCUGAGUGAUAAGUCUGACAAUCUACAACAAGUGAUAAAACAAUUGUUGGAUGAGAGGUGUAGGUCAAGAGAUAUGAUGUUGUGUACAUACAAAAAUCUGUAUAGUCUUCACGAAAAACAGCUAGAAAAUAUCACAAUUUCUGAGUACAUGGGCAAUAGUAGUGCAUACACUAGACCCAUAGGUAACUGGAAUUUCAACACUACCACCCCACAUUCUACUAAUAUAAUAGAUUUAGCAUCAAUUAACUUGAAAUUGUCUGAAAAUAUAAGUAUUUCAAUUGACAAGCAGGAUAUCAGUCAUUUGGAUAACCUGCCAUCAAUGACUGAUGGAGAAAAGCAUGCUGAAAAUGUCAUGGCUAUGCCAUUAGAAGUUAGAAAGGUGAAUGAGGUGCCUGUAAACGCAUUGGUCAAUCUGGCAUAUAGCAACAGCGAAAACACAGCCCGGGCCGUUGCGUCGUGUGUGCACUGCAAUGGCAAGGUUCAACUUCUAUAA